This is a messenger RNA of Candidula unifasciata, 729 nucleotides long. The record is from the annotation of a GenBank genome assembly. Lineage: Eukaryota; Metazoa; Mollusca; Gastropoda; Stylommatophora; Geomitridae.
AUGUUAAAUGCCAACUGCAUGAAAAGCAAUUUUGACAGACAAGUGCCCUCCUUGGAAAAUCUAUCACAUGGCUCUUGGGAUUCUACAGACUACAGAGAGUUGGAGGAAAGCAUAUAUGUGGAGGCAGUCGGGUCCAGGACGUCUGGAUAUUCAAGUGAUAAAGAUGAAGAUCGAGAUGUUGAAACAGCUGAUGAAGACGUUGAAAAGCCUCCACUUCCUCCUAGGUCUUCUCGUCAAUCCCGUUCAGCAAAGUCAGAAACUUAUCCAGAUCUUCCCUCAAGGAAUAAAAAAAGGGCAUCUGAUUACAGUGUUCAAAAAAGGGUAUCUUUAGACAGUAGAGAAGAGACACCUUAUGAAGAUGAAGGUUUGAAGGAAUUUUCACCUCGAAGUAAAGAGGCCAUUACUGAUCCAUUGUGUUACUGGGCAUCUGUCUAUUUUAAUGGCAGUAAAGUCAAAGCAGCUGAGAUUGUAAGCAAGAUUGCUGAAAAUGGAACAUAUCUGAUCAGGAAAAGUGAUGAUGAUUCAAAUGUUCUGCUAUUUUAUGCUCACCCAGGAAUUAAAAAGUUCAGGAUUUUAGAAAAGAAGGAUGGAUGUGUAUCUUUGUCAGCACAUGGGCCAGACUUUGAAUCAGUAGAAGACAUGUUGUAUUAUUACUACAGUAAUGAUAUGCCAAAUACAAACAUGAAGCUUGUCACUCCGUACAAAUUACACAGCAGAUACCAGGAGUAG